Seminavis robusta is the source of this 1317-nucleotide messenger RNA. The record is from the annotation of a GenBank genome assembly. Lineage: Eukaryota; Bacillariophyta; Bacillariophyceae; Naviculales; Naviculaceae.
AUGAAGUACACCACUGCUGCUACCCUCCUCCUCCUCACCCAAGGAGCCUAUGGCUUGUUCCGUGAUCAGAGCACCAAGAAGGAUCCUUCCCAGUCGCUGCGUAAACUGGAAGAGGGAAUGGUUUGUGAGCUUGACCAUACCUUGGCUAGAUCUGCCGACACUGAAGUCAGUGUCUACGUGAGGUCCUACCCAGGAGACGGAGAAGGGCUCUUUGACAUCACCGUGAGCAAGCAGCCUUGGGCACCUCCAGGUGGCAGUGUGACAAAUCCUGGUUGGUGUGUUGAUUACGACCGUUUCAUUAGUACUGGUACCUACAGCAUGGAUAUCUUUAGUGCAUUUGACUCUCAGCUGCACUACCAUAACAAUGAUCCCAACAAGCGUGCCGUCGAUAAGCGCGAGAAUCUCCCCAAUUUGGCGUGGAUGAUCAACAACAUCAAUGUGGGAGAUAAAAUCAACACCAAGGUACCAGGCUACGGCAACAGGAAGUGUAAACGGACAAUCAAUAUGAAAGACAUGCAAGGUGCUGUUUGGCGCAUCAUUGAUAAUAACAAUGGAGAAAGCUGGCUUGGAGGUUCUAACAAGGACUGUGCCUCUGAGUGGAUCAAGAAUCAAGCCAUGGCCUAUGGAAAUGGAUAUGAACCUGAUUGCACGGAUCCUGAUGAACUUGUCCCCCUCAUCUAUGUUGUGGACACGGACUCGGGUGGUACCAACGCUGGAACUAUCACCAACCAAGUCAUCAUGUCGGAAUCCAAGCUGUCUUCAAUUGAAGGCAUGUUGGACUAUGUUGAAGGCGAAUGGCACCGUGCUUCCAUUGCUGGAUUCAUGGUCCGGUACAAACAAAGCAGUCCAUCUGUGAGGGAAGCCGCCAUCUAUGUCGAUGGGCCCAAGGAGAAGAUCGCCUUCAAGACAUUCAAGUCCUUUGUGCGCAUUGAUGUGGACUGGAAUGAAUCCAAAAACUAUGGUGGUUCCUUGGGAUUGUUGGGAAGCUAUGACCAUGAAGGAGCCCGUUUUGGACGUGACGGAAAGACUCUCAUCAAGAACUUCCGCCAGUUUGGACAGGAAUGGCAAGUUGAGGACUCGGAACCCAGACUCUUCCAUUCCUACGAAGGUGCUGUGGUCAACCGGAAGUGUGUCAUGCCACCCACAUACACUAAAAAGGCCACCUCCAUUAGGCAAAAGCGCCGUUUGGCAGAAUCGGGAAUGACCUAUGAAGAUGCUGAAGAUGCCUGCAACCACUUGAAGGAUCCUGAAGAAAUCAAGUCCUGUGUCUAUGAUGUGAUUGCCACUCAAGAUUUGAGCAUGGCCAGUGCCUGGUAA